AUGCGGCCGCAUUCUUUCGCAGCGCCUAUUUUUUGGGCACAUUAUCAACUUUCCCCUAAGUUCUGUCCUUCCCUCUCACUCCCCUCAUCCCGUUCUCUGGUAUCUCCCCCUCCGCCCCAUACUGCAGGUUCGAGGAGUUGGCGCGGGCGCUGGAGAGGAGCGAGCUGGCGCGCGGACAGAGGGAGCAUUCUGGUGGACGCGGUGCGCGUGCUGGCGCAGCUGAGGGCGGAGACGAGCCAGCUGAGGGGCUCCGCGGAGCAUAUGAGCGAGCAGAUCCAAGAGCUCAAGGCGGAGAAGAGUGAGCUGAGGGAGGAGAGGGCGCGCCUGCUGGCCAACAAGCAGCAGCUGGAAGACGAGGUCCGCCGCUUGACAGCAUCUGGUGCCGCCCAAUCCACCACCGCCACGUCAGCAGCAGUAUCAGUGGUUUCUUCUACCGCCCGGCAGACAGCUGCUAUUUCUCCUCCUCUUGGGUUUGCGCCUUGUGCUCCGGGCUCUCCGGGUUUGCCUGGUGCUGUGCCCGUGAUGCUGCAUCCUGUGUCUGCUGCUUCUGGUGCUGCUGCUGCUGUGGCUGCUGGUGGUGGCUCAGCUGGUUCAGCUGGUGCUGCUGCUGCUACACCCGGUCCGCAGUACCUGCAUGUGCCUGCCAUGCCAUAUGCCAUGCCAGGGAUGUCGCCCAUGGGCAUGUGGCAGUGGUUAUCGCAACCAGCUGUUGAGCCCUAUGAUCAAAAGCUCAGAACAUUGGUGGUAUGA
Molecule: messenger RNA, 750 nt
Organism: Closterium sp. Naga37s-1
Lineage: Eukaryota; Viridiplantae; Streptophyta; Zygnematophyceae; Desmidiales; Closteriaceae
Source: the annotation of a GenBank genome assembly